AAUUAACGUCAAUAUCCAAUAGUGGUUACUUAAUAAUUGCUCUCACCAAAUUUGAUAGCCAAUUUCUUCCUUUAAUGCUCGCAAAAUUUCAAUAAAGAAAACUCAUUCGAAAAACCAUCAAGGGAUACAAUGUCCGAACCAAUACCAAUCGAUCCUUACCAAAGACUCCAGAUUGUACAGAAUGGCGACGGGACCAUCACUCGAUUAUUCAAAUUUCCAGAUGCACCCACUUUACCCGAUCCCACUAUGUCCACCGCACCUAUAGUUCUUUCCAAAGAUAUUGCCCUUGAUCAAUCAAAAUCCACCUGGCUCAGAGUUUUCAUACCCCGUGAUGCACUGGAUAAUAAGCUACGAUUGCCUCUUAUAGUCUACUUCCAUGGCGGUGGAUUCAUCCUAUUCAGUGCAGCCUCAACUGUGACUCAUAAUUUCACAUUCAACUUAGCCGCCGAAAUCUUUGCCAUUGUAGUUUCUGUGGAGUAUCGUCUGGCUCCGGAGCACCGUCUGCCUGCAGCCUACGAUGACGCCAUGGACGCACUGUACUAUAUCAGAACCGCCGAUGAUGAUUGGCUGAGAAACUACGCUGACUUGUCGAAAUGCUUCAUUAUGGGGGGCAGUGCGGGAGGGACAAUAGCUUACCAUGCUGGGCUUCGGGCUGCAGCGGAGGCCCAACGUCUUCGGCCCAUGAGGAUCCGUGGGCUUAUAUUACAUCAGCCAUUUUUUGGUGGUGUCCAAAGAUGCGACUCAGAAUUGAGGCUGGUCAAUGAUUCUGUUCUUCCGCUUUGCGUUAGUGAUUUAAUGUGGGAGUUGGCUUUGCCUGAGGGAGUUGACCGUGAUCAUAUGUAUUCGAAUCCGAUGGUGAGUGAUGGUUCAAAGUCGUUGGAGAUUAUCAAAUCGCUGCAGUGGAAGGUGAUGGUAGCGGGAUGGGAUGGGGACCCACUUUAUGACCGUCAGAUUGAAUUUGUGAAAAUGUUAGAGAAAAUGAGUGUAAGUGUAGUAGGUUAUUUUGGUGUUGGAGGACAUCAUGGGGUAGAGAUGUUUGACUUGUCUAAGGCAAAGCUACUCAUCUUGGCUAUAAAAAGUUUCAUAUGUCCUUAGAGAUGAAUUUGAAUUUGAGAGAAGAUAUUGAUCUUUAGAUUAAAUAAAGCAGCGUUCAUUGUCUAUGGCUGUGUUGUAUAUGUGCUCCUAAAUAAUGAUUAUUGUGUUUUUCGUUUUUAUGUCUAAUGGAGAGCAUGACCGUAUUAAUU
Molecule: messenger RNA, 1244 nt
Organism: Cannabis sativa
Lineage: Eukaryota; Viridiplantae; Streptophyta; Magnoliopsida; Rosales; Cannabaceae
Product: carboxylesterase 1-like
Exons: 1
Coding region: 130-1095 (321 amino acids)
Molecular function (GO): hydrolase activity
Source: RefSeq, a predicted model, not a curated record